GCUACUUAGUAGUUCUAUUAAUAUUUAGUACUUCACUUCAAAUUCUAUUAUAAAUCUGAAAUGAAUCUAGUAGUUAUGCAGAAAUAUAAAAUUGUUCAAAACACAAUUUUGUAACUUUAAUGUAACACUGGCUCACCAUUUUAAUAUUUAAUACUUCACUUCAAAUUCUAUUAUAAAUCUGAAAUGUAUCUAGUAGUUAUGCAAGAAAUAUAAAAUUGUUCAAAACACAAUUUUGUAACUUUAAUGUAACACUGGCUCACUUAUUAUAAACUUCUAACUUGCAUGAAGCUUCUAUACAAUGCUCAUCUAAGGGAAAGAUACGUUCAAACCACCAAUUUUUUUUAUAUAAUUUCUUGGACCCUGGCAUAAAUCAGACACCCAAACACACCUUCAACUUGUAAUGUAGAUGAUAUAUAGGUUUCUGUUGAAGUUGGAGUUUAUUUGAAGUCCCACAUUGUUUAGGUUCCUUGGCUGUUGAAUGUAUAAAUAUGUGACGGCAACCUCACCCUUUGAAUUAGCUUUUAGGGUUGAGACCCAAGCAUAUUUAACAUGGUAUGAGAGUCUGAUUAAGCUCCAUGCGAUGAGGGAGCAGAAGUGGAUCUAGUGUGGAUCAAGGCCUGGUGAUGCGGGUGUCCCUCAUCGACUAGAUUCAUGAACAUUUAGCCCCAUUGAGCUUUCCGGCGCUCUCCGGACUCUCCAACAAGUGGUAUUAGAGCCGUCACCCUUUGAGUUAGCUUUUAGGGUUGAGAUCCAAGCUCUCCAUUUUUAUGUCCUGUUGAAUUGUACAGCCACUUCAUAUCCUUAUGUUCAUUAUUAGCUGUCCCAACCCAAAAGCUCAAUCAAAGUUAUUAUAAAAGCAAAGUUAGUUCAUCAUUCUGUCUGCCACAUCUUAGUGGUUAAAGUGGCUCAAUCAAACUCUUCUCAACAAUCUUUACUGGCCAGUGGGGAUUAGUUUCAUGAACUUUAUGCAAAAGUAGAUUCUUUCUUCAUAUGAAAAUAAAUAAAUAAAAUACAAAUAAAGUCAAUAAUGGAACCUUGCAUCAAUUAUUGAACUUUGCACUGUGGCCUUCAUGAUUCCCAAUAUAUCAGCUACUUGCUUACUUGCUAGCACAGCAUUCUGCACACAGUUCUUUCUGUUUACUUCAGCACUUCAAAAUUCAAUCUAAACCAACUAUUCAUUUUCUUUUUUUUUUCAUCUCUUUCAUUACUGAAAAAAUGGCUGAGGCCUUGCUUGGAUUUGUGUUAGAGAAUUUGUCAUCUCUGCUUCUGAAUGAAUUUUCCACCAUUUUCGGAAUCAAGUCAAAGGUUGAAAAGCUGUCACCCACCUUAGAUCUCAUUAAGGCAGUCCUUGAAGAUGCUGAGCAGAAACAAAUCACCGACGGCUCUAUUAAGGUAUGGCUGCAACAACUCAAAGAUGCUGUAUAUGUGCUAGAUGAUAUCCUUGAUGAAUGUUCCAUUGAAUCUAGCCGACUGAGGGGCUCUAUCAACCCGAAGAACUUAAUUUUUCGUCGUGACAUAGGUAACAGGUUGAAAGAAAUUACAAGGAGAUUAGACGAUCUUGCUGAUAGUAAAAACAAAUUUCUUCUACGAGAGGGUAUUACUAUUAGGGAAAGCUCAAUUGAAGUACCUGAAUGGCGCCAAACCAGCUCAUUUAUUGCUGAACCUAAAGUUUUUGGACGACAAGAUGAUCAAGACAAGAUUGUUGAGUUUCUUCUCACCCAAGCAAGGGACUCUGACUCUCUUUCCAUCUAUCCCAUUGUUGGCUUAGGCGGUGUUGGAAAAACAACUCUUACUCAAUUGGUCUACAAUGAUGUUAGGGUGACUGGAAAUUUUAAUGCAAAAAUUUGGGUUUGCGUUUCUGAGGUAUUUUCGGUCAAGCGGAUUCUAUGUUCCAUUAUAGAAUCUAUAACAUCUGAGAAGUGUGAUUCCUUACAUUUAGAUGCAAUACAACUAAAGGCGCAAGAUUUGUUGCAAGGUAAAAGAUAUUUUCUAGUUUUAGACGAUGUAUGGAACAAGACUCAAGAACUAGAAUCUGGAUUAAGCCAAGAGAAAUGGAAUAAGUUAAAAUCCGUGUUGUUUUGUGGAUCUAGAGGCUCUUCCAUUUUAGUUUCCACUCGAGAUGAGGAUGUUGCGGAAAUUGUGAGAACAUGCCAAACUUAUCAUUUGUCUGGUCUCCCAGAAAAUGAAUGUUGGUUGUUGUUCAAACAAUAUGCAUUUGGACAUGAUAAGGAAGAACGCGCAGAACUUGUGGCAAUAGGGAAGGAGAUAGUGAAGAAAUGCGGUGGAUUGCCUCUUGCGGCACAAGCAUUGGGAGGUCUGAUGCGAUCAAGGAGUGGAGAAAAAGAAUGGCUUGAAGUUAAAGAGAGCAGAAUUUGGGCUUUAACACAUGAGAAUUCAAUCUUGCCUGCCUUGAGGUUGAGCUACUUCCAUUUAACUUCGACCUUAAAGCAGUGUUUUUCUUUUUGUGCUAUAUUUCCCAAAGAUUGGAUAAUCAUGAAAGAAGAACUCAUUCAUCUUUGGUUGGCUAAUGGAUUUAUUUCGUCUAGAGAAAAUUUGGAGGUCGAAGAUGUUGGCAGCAUGAUUUGGAAUGAAUUGUGCCAAAAAUCAUUCUUUCAAGACAUUAAGAUCGAUGAAUAUUCUGGAGACAUUUCUUUCAAGAUGCAUGAUCUUGUCCAUGAUCUUGCUCAGUCGAUAAUGGGGCAAGAGUGUGUGAUUUUAGAGGAUGAAAAUAUGGCUAAUUUGUCAAAAAGUACACAUCAUAUCAGUUUUCACAAUGCUCUUCAUUUAUCAGCCGACAAGAGUGCCUUGAAAAAAAUAGAAUCCUUACGCACAAUGUUUGACUUGAAUCAUAAUGGUUAUCUAGACACCGAUUACUUCCCAGGAAAUUGUUCUCUUCGUGUUUUAUGCAUCUCCCUUCACCAGGUAUCAUCACUCGGAAGCUUAAUUCAUUUGAGGUAUUUGCAACUUUAUGGUCUUGAAAUUGAAAACAUCCCUGACUCGAUUUACAACUUGCAUAAAUUAGAAAUCUUGAAAUUGAUAAAUCUUUCAAAACUGAGAUAUCUACCGAAACGUUUGGCUGGCUUACAAAAUCUUAGGCAUCUUGUUAUUGAAGAUUGUGAUGCACUUUCUCAAUUGUUUCCCUACGUUGGAAAAUUAACUUGCCUUAGAACACUAAGUGUAUACAUCGUUAGUUUAGAGAGAGGACAAAGUUUGACAGAAUUAUGUGAUCUAAACCUUGGAGGCAAACUGAAUAUCAAAGAGUUAAACGAUGUUGGUAGUUUAUCUCAUGCUCAAGAGGCCAACUUGAUGGCUAAAAAAGAACUCCGUGAAGUAUGCAUGUCAUGGAGCGACAAUGGCAUUGACGAAAUCACUGAGACUCCGACUUUUAGUUCUGAGCAAGUACUAGAAAGGCUUCAACCUCACACAAAUCUCAAAAGCUUGAAGAUACAUUACUAUAACGGGUUAUGUUUCCCAAGUUGGAUCCAAACUCUAACUAGUUUAGUUUCUCUUGAACUUAAGGGCUGCAACAACUGUGUGCGGGUUUCACGACUUGGUAAACUACCAUCUCUUAAGAAACUUGAACUAUGGGAUAUGAAUAAUGUGAAAUUUGUGGAUGAUAAUGAUGAAGGCGAUGACGAAUCUCACGACAGUAUGGACAUGAAGAUUUUCCCAUCUCUUGAGGAACUCAUAUUAUAUGGUUUACCAGGAUUAGAGAGGUUGUUAAAAGUGGAAAGAAGGGAGAUGUUUCUUUGUCUUUCUAUUUUAAAAAUUUACUUUUGCUCUCAACUUAGAUUGCCAUGUCUUCCAUAUGUUAAAGAAUUCUCUGUAUUUGAAUGUAACAAUGAGUUACUGAGUUCAAUCUCUAGCUUCUAUGGUCUUACUAGCCUUUACCUUAGUCGAGGUAUAGGAAUAACAUCCUUUCCGGAGGGGAUGUUCAGAAACCUUACUUGUCUUCGAUCUCUAACAGUAACUAGAUUUCCGAACUUGAAGGAGUUACCAAAUGAACCCUUUAACCAUGCUUUGAACUGGCUGAAAAUCUCUUCCUGCGAUGAGCUUGAGUCUUUACCAGAAAAAAUUUGGGAAGGUCUGCAAUCCCUUCGAACCUUGUCAAUUCAUCAUUGUACAAAAUUGAGAUGCUUGCCGGAGGGUAUUCGACACCUCACUUCUCUAGAGGUUCUGAAUAUUCGAUUUUGCCCAACAUUAGAGGAGCGAUGCAAGAAGGAAACAGGGAAGGACUGGAACAAGAUAGCGCAUAUUCCGAAUUUAAAUAUUCGUUAGAAUGAAGUAGUGGAGAUGUCUACUCUUAUAUGCAUCCAUAUUCGCCACAGUUCCACCUCCACCAAUCGCUAUGGUCGUGCUGUUUUGCUGUGGAGUAUGUCUGAGUCUGAGACUUGAGUAUAAAAGAAGGCGUUUGAUUGAUCAAGUUAUGUCUACUGUUUUGUUUGAAACUAGGAGCUUCAUGCAGUGGAAGUUCUUAUGACUGCUCAAUUUUAUUGUUGUUUGUGUGAUUGUGAUUUGGGAGUGAUUAUGUUUAAACUUGGUAAUAUGUAUGACAGUGAGCUUUCUGAUGGUACCAAUAUUAUCGUUGUUGUUUGUGUUUUUGUU
Molecule: messenger RNA, 4605 nt
Organism: Lathyrus oleraceus (garden pea)
Lineage: Eukaryota; Viridiplantae; Streptophyta; Magnoliopsida; Fabales; Fabaceae
Product: putative disease resistance protein RGA1
Exons: 1
Coding region: 1216-4278 (1020 amino acids)
Molecular function (GO): ADP binding
Source: RefSeq, a predicted model, not a curated record